AUGGGGCAGAGCUGUGGUUCGGAGAAAGAGGAGGCCAUGACUUGGGAAUCUGCUGUUGAGUGCAAGUUUCUAAAGCCUGUCCAAGUCAAUACACUGGGCGGUCAGAUGGCUGAGUACCAGCAAGAUGGGUACUUCUAUGGAAUCCUGCACCUGAGAGCGCACAUCAGCGUUCCUCCUAAAGCAUCCAAGCCCCUAAGCCGUUUGUCUGUAACAGGCUGGGUCCAGCAAGAACAAAGAAACCACACCACAGAACCUGUAGUAGAUGACUAUAAAAAGAUGGGGACUCUCUUUGGCGAACUGAACAAAAGCCUUAUCAGAAUAGGCUUCACAAGGAUGUACUUUGGAGAGCGGAUAGUAGAACCUGUAAUAAUUAUAUUCUUCUGGGUUAUGCUCUGGUUUCUUGGCCUACAAGCUCUUGGACUGGUUGCUGUUCUGUGCCUUGUCAUUAUUUAUGUACAACAGUAGAAUUUUAUAGAUGCUGUUCAGAUGAUGUGUUUCAACACUGUCACCGUGUCAGUGGAUUUAUGUGUUUAAGUAAAUGGGUGGCAUAUCAAACGCUGCAAUGCUUCAAAUUACAUUUUGCUGAACUUCCAACAUUUUGGGGUGAGGGGACAAAAAUUAUACAUUUUAAGCAAAGUCAGCAGUGCUCUACUACAUCUUUGAAGGGCAAAAAAGGAGAUGUUUGUAAUAUAAUAGUGACCAAUGUGCUGUUUUCUGCACUCUUGGGGCCUUAGUCCAAGGAUUGGCUUUUUGUUCCCUCACUCUCCCCCUAUGUUCUUGCUUUGUAUAGUGAAAAGUUUCUGUCUGGUUUUAAGAGGACACUUGAUGUGAGUGUCUUGUUUCAUUGCGGGGGGGAGGGGGGCCUGUGUGGUGUUUGUUCCCUGAAUCUGCAUAAUUUGCCUUUUUUU
Molecule: messenger RNA, 908 nt
Organism: Athene cunicularia (burrowing owl)
Lineage: Eukaryota; Metazoa; Chordata; Aves; Strigiformes; Strigidae
Gene: FAM241A
Product: family with sequence similarity 241 member A
Exons: 3
Coding region: 1-465 (154 amino acids)
Cellular component (GO): intracellular membrane-bounded organelle
Source: RefSeq, a predicted model, not a curated record